ACACUGAUAUUGAUUGGUGUUUUUACUCCUUUAUGUUUUAUUUUGUUUUUAUUUUAGGAAAUAGAAAGUAAAAUAUGCACCUUAUAAAAUAGAGAAUAAGUGAAAUAAAACUAUAUUAAAUGUAUGAAGUUCGUGUAUACAGCAAUAUUAUACAAUAUUUAUACAAUAUUAUAUUGUGACAAAAACGCGACUUGAAAACCAUUAAAGCUAUAUUUAAAAGUAAUUUAUUAUAAAAUAAUUAAUCAGAUUCUCAUUGAUACUCAGAAUGAAAAUUAGUAGUAUCAGUAGUUUCUAUCGUUCGGCAAAAGUGAAGAUUACUUAAGAGUUAUUUCAAUAAUUAGUUUACAUUUUCGUAAUAGACGCUUAUUAAACAAGUUAUUCGAGGACAUUUCAACCUCUACUGGGUACCAUAAGAAGCGACCUUGGCAACAUGCAUACUGACGACGAAGUCCCCGUUACCAAACAAGAAGAUAUUAUCGACGAGUCGCUUGAUAACAUAAGUGUAAGACUUGAUAAAAGCGACGCAAUCAAGAAAGAGAAAAAGAGCGAUACAGAAGACCCUAAACCGCGAAUAGUUCUCACAUUUCGAUCGGAGAAAUCUGGGGCGAAAACUAGCAACAUGAAAAUUGUAUCUAAUGAGGAAAAACACGAGGAAAUUUCUCCUCGAAGGUCUAUCAGAAGACGUAACACAAAGAAAGAGUCUGAAGAUGAUGUGAGUCAUGUUGAUUCCGAAGACGAUGAACUGAUUGAGACUACUCCUCCUAAGCGUUUCACUAGACAUCACAGUAAGGCAUUCACAGAUGUUAUUGCAAAUGCUAUUGCAAGAAAAGCAUCUUACUAUGAGGCACGCUCAUUAUUUACACAAACAUUGUCUCGUAGAAUUAAACCAAAAGCUAAAAUACUAGCCAAUAAGGAGUUAAAAAUUGGCUUAGAAUCUCAAAACAAUGCUCAUCUUGGAAUAUCUGCUGAUAAAAGUUCAGAGGAAGGAGUGAGAACUAGACGCUCAGCCCAAACUAGAAGUGCUGAAUAUUCAUCAGAGAAAAGGGUUUCAAAACGAAAACUCCAAGAAGAAAGUGCAAAUGACAGUUCAGAUAAAGAGAGUGACAAUUCUUCAAAGAAACUGAUCCACUUGUGUAACCUCGGCCUUAAAGUCAAGGAUGAUGAUGAAUCAAGUGAAGCAGAAAACAGAAAAACAGACAGCUCAGCAAAUGAGGCAGCAGAUGAUGAUGAAGAUGAAGAGAUUGAUGAUGACACAGAGGUUAUUAGUAAACUUCUAGAAGCAGAUGAAGAGAGCGCCAGUGAUGAAGACUUCUGUCCAGAGUCUUCUACAAAGCGAAGGCGUUCUCGAAAAAACAGCUCCCCUGCUCCCCUGCGACGAUCAUCCCGCAAAGCUAAUUCUGGUCUUUACUAUUACGAUACCUUUGCGUUUGAAGAUGGUGGCGACAGUGACUAUGAACUAAAACGUAAGAGUACCAGAUCUCACGGUGCAGAGGAAGUUCCUUCUGAAGGGGAGACUGAAGCUAAAAUUGGCUCUGAUGCGGCUGGCGCGGAGGAGGACGUUGAGGCGGCGUGCCCGGGCGACACCACCACAGUUGUUGCCACGUGUCUGUGCGAGGAACCCACAAACAUAUAUGCUGCUCCUUCCGAAUUGAAAGAGCCGGUGUUCUGCCAGGCGGUGGAGCUGGUGGAGGGCGUGCGCGUGGGCUGCUCGCACGCGCUGCCGGCGGGCGCGCCGCGCGCUCUGCUGCGCGCCGGCCCGCGCGCGCCCUACGUGCUCGCCUGCCGCCUGCACGCCGCGCAGCUGCGGCGACACAUGUGCUGCCCGCUCUGCGGACUGUUCUGCACGCAGGGUAUAUUCUACCAAUGCUCGAAGAAGCACCUGUUCCACGUGGAGUGCGGUAUCCAGGGCGACGCGAAGCAGCGCGCCGGCUGCCCGCACUGCGGCGUGCACUCGUACCGCUGGCAGCCCGUCAACCGCGACUACGUGCGUGUGCGCGUCGACAUGCACUGCAGCAACAAGCGCGUGUUCCUGCCCGACCAGCGCGAGCAGUGUACUCCAGCAUUUCUGGGUUUUACACCGCUCGAUCAGUCACAACUGGACCAAAAGCCACCGAUUCCUGAGGAGUUACUAGCGUCGAUGCCUUCCGAUCUUAAAAAGUUGUUCGAGAGAGACGACGCAGAUUCAACAGAUUAUUCAAUACAUGACUUAUAUCAGGCGAUUAUAGCCGGUGAUGCAAUGGAACAGCUGAUACCGAAAAUAGUGUCAGUCCGCGGGUCCCACCUCAACGAGCCGCUGGCCGAGUGCGAGGGCGGCACGUGCGCGCACGCGGCGGCGGCGCACGGCCGCGUGCUCGCCACCUGCCUGCUGCAGUUCGCCGGCGCAGACCUGGACGCCGGGGACUCGCUGGCGCGCACGCCGCUAAUGAGGGCCAUACUAGCAUUACUAGAUAAAGACACGACUGAAGAAGCAGAGCAAGAGGUCCAUGAAGAAGAAUCUAACGAUAACAAGAAGAUAAAACAAAUACAAGACGGUGAAGAUGACGAAGUUAAGAAGGAUGGAGACGAAGAAGUGGAGGCGAAAAAGAAGGAAGAACACGACGAAGAAACAAACAAGGACGAAGAAGACAAGACUGAAGCGAAAGAAGAUGACAUUAAUGAAGACCCAAAUAAACCAAACGAAGAAGAUUUCAUGAAAGUUAUAAAAUAUUUGUUAGCAGCUGGCUGUGAUGUUAACAAGCAGGGCCCGGAGGGCAUGACGGCGCUGCACAUGGCGGCGCAGUUCGGCGGCGAGGCGGUGUGUCGCGAGCUGCUGCGGGCGGGCGCGCGGCCGGACGCGCGCGACCACGGCGGCUGGACCGCGCUCGUGCGCGCCGCCGAGCACAAGCACGCGCACGUCGUGAGGCUGCUGCUGGAGAGCGGCGCGGAUGCGCUGGCGAGCGACAAUGAGGGCAACCUGGCGGUGCACUGGUGCGCGCUGGCCGGCGACGCGCGCUCGCUGGCGCUGCUGCUGCGGGCCGCGCCCGCCGCCGCCGCCGCGCCCAACGCGCACACCGACACGCCGCUGCACGUCGCGGCCAGGGAAGGUCAUUACGCCUGCGUCAUCGUAUUGCUCGCACACGGGGCUAAGACGGAUCAAGAGAACUCUACAGGGGAGUUACCUGUGGACGUCUGCAGUGGAGCGAUCCGUAACGCCAUCCUACUCAACAUGGAGAUGACAAUGGCCGUGAAGGAUAAGAUACCGCGUAGCCGGAUUCUGUGCAGCGACAUCUCCAAGGGUCGCGAACCAUUCUCCGUGCCGUGCGUGAACGACGUGGACGACGCUCCGCCGCCGGAUGACUUUACGUACGUGUCGCAGCACGUCGCGCCCGCACAUGUGCCGCUCGACGACUCCAUCGAGACCAUGCAGGGCUGCUCGUGUUUGGAGUGCGAUGACGAGUGCGCGUGCUGCGUGCUGGGUGUGCGGCGCUGGUACCGCGCCGGCCGCCUGCCCGCCGCCUUUCCGUACCACGACCCGCCCAUGCUCUUCGAGUGCAAUCAGACCUGCGCCUGCGACGCGAAGCGCUGCCCUAACCGCGUGGUGGGGCCGGUGGCGCGCGGCGGCUCGCUGGCGGUGCCGGUGGCGGUGUACCGCACGCGGCGCUGCGGCUGGGGCCUGCGCACGCGCCAGGCCGUGCCGCGCGGCGCGCUCGUGGCGCUGUACCGCGGCGAGCUGCUGCCGCACGAGCGCGCCGACAUCCGCGCCGACGACCAGUACCUGUUCGCGCUCGACCUCAAGCCGGACCUGCUCGAGCAAUGCAGCGAACAGACGCAGCUGUGCCUGGACGCGGCGCGGUUCGGCAGCGCGGCGCGCUUCAUGAACCACAGCUGCCGGCCCAGCGUCGCGCCCGUGCACGUGUUCACGGAGGCGCGCGACCUGCGCCUGCCGCACGUGGCGCUCUUCGCGCUGCGCGACCUGCGCGCCGGGGACCCGCUCACAUUUGAUUAUGGUGAUAAAUUCUGGUCAGUAAAGUCGAAGUGGAUGAAGUGCGAGUGUGAGGCUCCCGACUGCAAAUACCCCACCAAAUGUACAGAAGAAGAUGAGUCAUAAGUUUAUACUAUUAAAAAAAUUAUGUUAAUUUGUAUUGAUUUCGAUAACUGUAUAUAUAGGUUAAUAAGUACAAUU
Messenger RNA from Melitaea cinxia (Glanville fritillary), 4162 nucleotides. RefSeq names its product histone-lysine N-methyltransferase EHMT2 (gene G9a). Gene Ontology annotation, molecular function: protein-lysine N-methyltransferase activity; histone methyltransferase activity; zinc ion binding. The record is from RefSeq and is a predicted model, not a curated record. Bases 431 to 4087 code for a protein of 1218 amino acids. NCBI's taxonomy places the organism in Eukaryota, Metazoa, Arthropoda, Insecta, Lepidoptera, Nymphalidae. Gene Ontology annotation, cellular component: nucleus. The transcript is spliced from 19 exons.